UCCAUCUUCUUGCUCUUCUUCCUUGAUUUGUGUUUCGGAUCUGAUUCUCUCUCUUUUUGAACUCUUUUCGCUUGCGUGUUUCGCUUGGGGACUUUUGUGGUUUCCUUUUGGUUACUUGUUCUUUUUUAUUCUAGGAAUUUUGAUUUUCUGUUUUUUCUUGAUUUGCUUUGUCUGGCUUUACUAGUUGUGGUUGGUUGACUUUUUCUGAAUUUGGAUGCUCUAAUUGUUGAGGUGAUUGAUUUUUCCGGAACACAAGGCUGUGAGGAUUUUUGAAGGAUUUAGGAAAUUCAUUUGAAUUUUAAUCCGAGCAACGAGUUUUGGAUUAAUUUGUCUCGAUGUUCCUACUUGGACGGAAUGAUUUUAUUUCGAAGUGUUUAAACAGUGAAGUGCAGUCUAGAUUUGUCGUGUUUAGGCAUGAUACGGCAGAAUUUUUUUAGAUGUUUGGCAACACUGCGCGGAAGGGGAAUUUUGCUUCACGUGAUAGUUUCCGGAUGAGUCUGCGGUCCUCGUACUAUAUUCAGGAAAAUCUGAGAGAAGAGCCAUGUUUCUACCGAGAUUGGCUGGAACAUCUGAUAAUUUUGUAGAAAGAAUUGAAGAAUUUGAGGCCUCAGCUGUACUCUGCUGCUGAAUAUUGUGAGAAAACCUAUCUUCACAGUGAGCAGAAGCAAAUGGUGGUGGACAACCUAAAGGACUAUGCUGUUCGGGCCCUUGUUAAUGCUGUCGAUCACCUUGGUACAGUGGCUUACAAGUUGACAGAGCUUCUCGAGCAGCAAACAUCAGAUGUGUCAACCAUGGAGCUUAAAGUCUCUUGUCUAAAUCAGCAACUGGUUACAUGUCAAACGUAUACGAGCAAAGAAGGCCUCAGGCAGCAGCAGCUGCUGGCAUUGAUCCCAAGACAUCAUAAGCAUUAUAUAUUACCAAAUUCUGUCAGCAAGAAGGUACAUUUUAGUCCACAUAUACAAACCGAUGCUAGGCAGCAACCCUUUCAAGCAAGAGGUCGUCUUCAGCCCUCAGGCAUUCCUGCAUCGAAGACACUUUCAUGGCAUUUAGCCUCAGAGACAAAGUCAACAAGGAAAGGUGUUUCACAUUCUUUAAACUGUAAUGAGGACCAAAAAAUUGCAGAAAAAACUUCUGGAAUUUUCCAUCUUAUAGAUAACGAUGCUACCAUCCGACCGAAAUAUCCAGCUGGUCACAUUCAGCCGUCGAAUGGAUUUCCUGCUUCAAGUGCAAUUUUGCAAACGCUAGGUGGUACACACAGGGAAGCGUUCGAGGGUUCCAAGCAUUUGACAGCAUUCAGGUCAUUUGAUGCUCCAAAUCGACAAGAAAGAGUACACGUUCCUGCUCGCAGCAAAAGUGUGCUAUCCGCUUUCUUUGUAAAACAGAAAACGCCAAAACUGAAGGCAGGUUCGGUCUCGUGAAUUCUUCUUCGACAAAAAUUACCAGCAAUAACCUCAACUGUCAUGGCGCAAAUUCUACGUGUAUUGUAUCUUCCUCCGAUCUCUGUCCAUUUUAUUCUCUUUUAUGUGCAUAAAAGUAAUAAGGAUUUAGGGAAGAUGGUAGUCAACGGUGUCUAUCCGUCAAUUCCUGCUUGAUAGCAUAAUUGAUAGGUUUGGUUCUUUGGACGGUUCAUUUUCUGAAUUGGUAUUUUGUGGCUAAUUGAUUGGUUACCUUCACAACCCUGGUCUCAUCGUGGCGAUGAAGUCCAAUGGUCUUUAGAGAAACAAUUAUGUAAUGAUUAUAUGGAAGAUUUUCAUUCUACAGUAGAAAAUCUGGUCACCAUGGAAUGGAAUAAAAAACUACAGGUCAAGAAUUAGAAGACUUACCUAGAAACUUGACAACUUUCUUAGGAUAUUUGAUUUGUAGUUUGGGUUGAGUUGGUUUGUGUUCGUGAUAGGAUCAAUAAACCUAUAGCAUGAAACAUGUGUGUGCAAACAUGGUUUACCGAUCACGAGCUUGAGUCUCACAAUCGUGCUUGCAUAUUUUUAUAUUUCAGAAGAAAAGAAGGGUAGGGAGCAAUUGAAUCCAAAAUUGGCAUCACAUGAUUGUAAUUUUAUAUUUACAAUGAAAAAUUAGUAUCUUUCUUCUA
Cucurbita pepo subsp. pepo (vegetable marrow) is the source of this 2086-nucleotide messenger RNA. RefSeq names its product ABI-1-like 1 (gene ABIL1). The record is from RefSeq and is a predicted model, not a curated record. NCBI's taxonomy places the organism in Eukaryota, Viridiplantae, Streptophyta, Magnoliopsida, Cucurbitales, Cucurbitaceae.